This is a messenger RNA of Theobroma cacao (cacao), 861 nucleotides long. It is a transcript of the gene PFD6, whose product is annotated as prefoldin 6. Gene Ontology annotation, biological process: chaperone-mediated protein complex assembly; protein folding. Gene Ontology annotation, molecular function: protein-folding chaperone binding. The record is from RefSeq and is a predicted model, not a curated record. Lineage: Eukaryota; Viridiplantae; Streptophyta; Magnoliopsida; Malvales; Malvaceae. Gene Ontology annotation, cellular component: prefoldin complex; cytoplasm.
CUUCCAAAGAUUUUACCCAGCUUCUCUCGAUCGAAGUUCGAGAACAUAGCCAGUCAGCUAGAGCCUGGAAGAACAAAGCAGUAGCAGCAAGCAGCAAAAAAAAAAAAGAGGAAACCAUGAGUUCGUCAUCCACAGCUCUUCGAGAACUACAGCGAGACCUCGAAAACAAAGCUAACGAUCUUAGCAAACUCCAAAAAGAUAUAGCUAAGAAUCAUCAAGUCAAGAAGAAGUACACAAUCCAGUUAGGAGAGAACGAGCUAGUCCUCAAGGAGUUGGAUUUAUUAAAUGAGGAUGCAAAUGUGUACAAGUUGAUUGGUCCGGUGCUUGUGAAACAAGAUUUAGCGGAGGCUAAUGCGAAUGUUCGCAAGAGAAUUGAGUACAUCUCUGCUGAAUUGAAGCGACUUGAUGCAUCACUUCAAGAUUUGGAAGAGAAACAGUACAGCAAGAGAGAAGCGAUAUUAAAGGUGCAGCAGAGGAUUCAAUCUCAUCAAGCCGGAAAAGCAAAGGCAUAACUCAUCUCCAUAUGUUUGUCCACGGCUCCUUUCAUUCUAGUGGGAUGUUACUCAAUGCUGUAUAUCAUGGUCAUGUGUCUCGUAGGAGCUUUGACCUAGUGUUUUGAAACCUUUGGUUGUAAAAGAUGCAGUGUGUGUUAGUCUCGUUGACCAUGAUCACAUAUUGUUAUGACAGUAUGGUGAGUUACUCAAAGCAUUAAUGCAUCUUGUUGCAGCCUUUUGUUUUGGUCUGCCCUUUUUCAGUGAGACUUACAGCAAAACUGAUGAUGAAUUGCCACGUGAACAUGUAGCUGGAUGGCUAUAGAAGUGGUUAUGAUUUAUGUUAUUGCAGACAAAAAUGGUUUGAUUU